UGUCCCAAAAAGUGAGGUUACGAUUACGAGAUGUCUUGUUUUGAUUUCUGUUAUUUAUUUACAAUAUAAUUAUUUUCUAUCAGCGAUACAAUUCAAUUUAUUACACAUUAACGUGCAAUCUCUGUUACCGUGUGUCGCCUGAAGAACGGCUGCAAGUACCAGAAAUCAUGAGAAAACUAUUCAAUACCCAGCCUAUUUUCUCAGCGGUUUUAUUCCGAUGUAAAUAUAGCACUGCUCCGAAAUCGGUCGCAACAGUCCGGCUGAACAACAAAGACUUCAUCAGCGAUGAUUACACGAACAUCACUCCCAAAAUUAUAUCGUAUUUGAACAGAAACUUGCAUCUACAGAAAGGUAAUCCGUUGUCGCUGGUACGACAGUGCAUAGUGAAAUAUUUCUAUUCUUCGUUUACUCAUAGAGGUCACCCGGCAUUUAGCGUGUAUGAUAAUUUGUCGCCUAUCGUCACCGCGAAGCAGAACUUUGAUGACUUGUUGAUUCCCGCCGAUCACCCCAGUAGAGCGAAGUCAGACUGUUAUUAUAUUAACAAGGAUGUAUUGCUGAGGGCACAUAUGACUGCGCAUCAGAUGGAGCUCCUUCGAUCCGGUCUGGACAACUUCCUCAUGAUUGGAGACGUGUACAGAAGAGAUGAGAUUGAUUCCACACAUUUUCCUGUGUUCCAUCAAGUAGACGCAGUGAGAUCCCAAAGUAGUAAAGAACUUUUUGGGGAAGACCAAGACCUAAAGAUAUUUGAACCAACAUAUGACAUAGAAAAUCCACACAAUUUUAAAAAUUCAAUAUCAGACCCCAUGAAGCAAAGCUGCCACACUUUAGAAGCGUCGAAACUCAUGGAAACCCAACUAAAAACCCAUCUUCUAGGUCUUGUUUACUAUUUAUUCGGAGAUGAUAUCGAGCACCGUUGGGUAGACGCAUAUUUUCCCUUCACCCAUCCAUCUUGGGAACUUGAGAUUUUAUAUGAAGGCAAAUGGAUGGAGGUACUUGGUUGUGGCAUAGUGCGGAAUGAAAUUUUAGUAAAUGCUGGACCAAGUAACAGCAUUGCAUAUGCAUUUGGACUUGGUUUGGAAAGGCUUGCAAUGGCACUGUAUAAAAUACCAGAUAUAAGACUCAUGUGGAGUACCGAUUCUGGAUUCUUAGCGCAGUUCAACACUGAUAACAUCCAGGAUAAGAUUACGUACAAACCAGUAUCGGUGUACCCACAGUGUACGAAUGACAUUUCUUUCUGGCUGCCUUCUAAUGUAACUACAGAUUCCUUCGUAAACAAUGAUUUCUAUGAUCUAGUCAGAGAUAUUGGAGGUGAUAUUAUUGAACAGGUGAGCUUGAAAGACAAGUUUAUCCACCCCAAGUCGAAAAAGCAUAGUUUGUGCUACAGCAUUGUCUAUAGGCACUUAGAGAGGACCCUCAAGCAGGAGGAGGUCAACCAGGUCCACAAGAAGAUUGAACAAGCAGUCACUGACUCUUUCAAUGUUGUAAUUAGAUAGGAACUUUACUGGUGACGAGACGUUUUAAACUAGCAGCACAUUGUGAUGGCCAUUUCGACAUAAUAAAGUACAGAAAUUCGCUCCAUCAACAUAGUUAUUAAUUAAUAUGAUACUUGAUGAGCGGGACGAACGUCAAAAAGCUCAUUAUAGUGUGCACUAGUUAUGUUAAAUCUCUAAAGCUUAUUUAGGCAUUUAUUUUAUUACCAUACACAUUGUUAUAAAUAUAUUCGUCAUUUAUUUGUUAA
Molecule: messenger RNA, 1738 nt
Organism: Pectinophora gossypiella (pink bollworm)
Lineage: Eukaryota; Metazoa; Arthropoda; Insecta; Lepidoptera; Gelechiidae
Gene: PheRS-m
Product: probable phenylalanine--tRNA ligase, mitochondrial
Exons: 3
Coding region: 168-1493 (441 amino acids)
Biological process (GO): phenylalanyl-tRNA aminoacylation
Cellular component (GO): mitochondrion; cytoplasm
Molecular function (GO): phenylalanine-tRNA ligase activity; ATP binding; tRNA binding
Source: RefSeq, a predicted model, not a curated record